AUGCCAGUGGUACAUCGCAAUGCCGGCAAACGACUGCUGCCUCACGCCGUGGACGACUUGGCAGAGAUCGACCCAAACCAUGUAGUGUAUGAAAUCCCAAGCGACAGGGAUUUGGCUCUGCCAUACCGGAAAAUCACUGCGCGAGAUUUCUCCAGGGCCAUUGAUCGAGCUUCUUGGUGGCUUGAGAGAUCUUUGGGAGCGCCAGAAGAAGGGGCUUUUCCUACGGUUGGAUAUGUCGGCCCAGCAGGUGAUCUACGCUACAUAAUCUUGGUCGUUGCAGCGAUCAAGGUGGGCUAUAAGAUGCUUUAUACCUCGCCCCGUAAUUCAGUGGAAGGCGACGUCGCAGUUAUAAAAGCAGCUCAAUGUAACUUGUGGCUGAUACCGCACGAAGGCAGUAGUAUCAAUCGCGUGUUUGAGCACGUAGAUAUGAAAACCUUCGCAUUACCAGAUUUGCUAUACUUCUUGGAAAACAUGGCUGAGACCCCAGUGCCGUACAAGUACAGCAAAAGUUGGGAGGAAGGCCGCAAGACUCCUUGCUGGGUCUUGCAUACCAGCGGAAGCACUGGAAACCCAAAGCCAGUAACCAGAUUCCAGGAUAGUAUUGCUUCAAUUGAAGCUGCGACUCUACUUCCAACUGUAGACGGCAGACCGUUAUUACUUCACGACUAUUUCGAUUCCAGGGUUUAUCUGACUUUCCCCUUGUUCCAUGCAGCUGGACUCGCCAACGGCAUACUGUGGCCUUUGUUCUGGGGAACAACCGUGGUCCUUGGCCCUGAUCGUCCAGUCACUUUGGAAGUGAUGAAGGACGUAGUCAGGAAGACAAAGGUCGAUGCAGUCUUCACUGCCCCCUCGCUGGCACAAGACAUCUCCAAUGACGAAGAGUUUCUUCAUCUGCUAGAGUCUGUAAAAGCAAUUGCAUACGCUGGCGGCCCUUUGGCUAAAGAUGCCGGAGAUCGCAUCAUCAAACAUACGAAGCUUCGACUCUCAAUCGGCACGACGGAAUCUGGAUGGCUCCCUUGUGUCGAAACGGAUGUUAAAUACUGGAACUAUCUAUAUUUCCAUCCGCAGACUGGGCUGGAGCUCCAGGAUCGUGGUGGUGGUCUCUAUGAAUUGGUUGCUGUUCGCAAAGCAGAACUAGAGCCAUGGCAGCCAAUCUUCUCAACUUUCCCUGAGCUGCAAGAAUACCCUUUCAAAGACUUGUUCUCUAGGCACCCAGAGCAUCCGACUCUAUACACAUAUGAGGGACGUGCUGACAACGUAAUUGUGCUGUCUAAUGGUGAGAAGUUUCAACCACACACCAUGGAGCUUGCGAUCGCCAGCCAUCCUGCCGUCAGAUCAGCAGUAGUAGCUGGACAAGGGAGAUUUCAAAUAUCUCUCUUGAUCGAGCCAGCUGCAUCGUGGGAAGGACUCAAAGAAAACACAGGAUCCCUCCGUGACAUAAUUUGGCCCACUGUUGUCGCAGCAAAUGAAUCGGCGCCAGCUCAUGCAAGACUCUCGAAGGAGUACAUCAUCAUAGCGAAGGUGGAAAAACCAUUCUCAAGAACUAGCAAAGGAACAAUACGUCGCGGGCCCACUCUUGAACUCUACAAAGAAGAACUCGACCAAGUGUACAAUGACGAUAACAGGUUGGUUCAUGAUGAAGUGGCCUUGACCAAAGAUCAGCUCACACCUGAUGCCAUAUUAGAUGUCGUCAGGGCCACGUUUCGAGAGGUUUCUCUCGAGCAGAAAGUUGAAGACACCGACAACUUUUUCACAUCUUCAGGGAUAGAUUCUCUUCAAGUUCUGACACUCAGAAGACGACUCAGGGGAAGACUUCCCAUAGAUGAAUUGCAGGGGCAUCCUUUGGAUAACAGAAUGAUUUAUCAGAACCCAACCGUCGCGGCGUUGGCCAAAGCCAUCACCAACUCCUUCACAACACCUCUGAAUAACGGUGCUAGCAGCUCUCACCGCGUUGACGACAGCAGCAUUAAACAAAUGAUUUGGAAAUAUACUAGAGACUUCCCUCUUCGGAAGGGAAUAAGUCUUCCAUCGACGCCUUCUGCCUCUCCCGCGGUAGUCGUAUUGAGUGGCAGUACGGGAUCGCUUGGCUCGUAUAUCCUGAAUGAUUUGAUGCAUCAAGCGGGCGUCCACGAGAUAUGGUGUCUCAAUCGCACAGCAGAUGCCGAGGAGCGUCAACUCAUCUCCAAUACCCGUCGUGGUUUGAGGACUGAUUUUGCUUCACGUCGAGUCCGAUUUCUACAGGCCGACCUCUCUGCCACCGCAUUGGGCUUGUCUCCUGAGGACCUAGAACACUUGCAAAGGAAGGCCACACAUGUCAUUCACACUCAGUGGCGUGUGGACUUCAAUCUCUCACUUGCCUCAUUCGAACCUCAGAUCCAAGGUGUCAGAAACCUGAUCGAUUUUGUAUCCGAGGCAGCUGCUAUUGGGAGCCACGUUCGUCUACUCUUUACUUCUUCCGUUGGGAUCGCGAGUAGCAUCGCCCCUGCUCCAUUAGUUCCAGAGGCCAGACUUGAGAACAGUCACGGUGCGACGACAGGCUAUGGUAAAUCCAAAUUUGUUGCAGAAGAGCUACUGGUGCAGGCAUCAGAGAAGUUUGGAAUCGACGUUGCUAUCUGCCGCGUAGGACAGAUAGCUGGUCCCAUCAAAUCAGGGUAUCUCAGUGGCCAAUGGAAGCAGAACGAGUGGUUACCCUCCAUCAUUCAGCUUUCGCAAAAGGUUUGGACCUUGCCACAAACUCUCGCGGCGAAUGAAGUGGUCGAGUGGAUACCUGUCGACAUUUUGUCCUCCAUCAUCCUCGAGUUAGCCUUCACGCACCAAAAGGCACAUACCCGGUGCCACUUCUAUAACUGUGUCAAUCCAAAACCAGCAUAUUGGGGAAAGGACCUGCUGCCAUCUGUGAAAGCUAGCCUACAGCGCGAGGAUCAGAGGGCAGGCACAAUCAAAGUUGCCCCCUUUGCGGACUGGCUCGCAGCGGUCAAAGCAGCUUCAGGAGAUACAGGUUCUCAUACUGAAGAUCAAGACGACCAUUCGUCGGCAUUCUCCUUGAUAGAUUUCUUUUCUAGCCUUGCAACGCAAGAGGGAAGGCCCAAAUUCCUUACAGAUAUCUCGUUCGGCGCAAGCCCAACUCUUAGGGAACUUCCACCAGUCAGCUCAGAAUGGAUGGAAAUCUGGCUGAAACAGUGGAAAUUUUGA
Exophiala spinifera is the source of this 3192-nucleotide messenger RNA. RefSeq lists its product as uncharacterized. The coding region runs from base 1 to 3192 and encodes 1063 amino acids. The record is from RefSeq and is a predicted model, not a curated record. Gene Ontology annotation, molecular function: phosphopantetheine binding. NCBI's taxonomy places the organism in Eukaryota, Fungi, Ascomycota, Eurotiomycetes, Chaetothyriales, Herpotrichiellaceae. The transcript is spliced from 7 exons.